Molecule: messenger RNA, 1020 nt
Organism: Thelazia callipaeda (thelaziosis nematode)
Lineage: Eukaryota; Metazoa; Nematoda; Chromadorea; Rhabditida; Thelaziidae
Source: the annotation of a GenBank genome assembly
AUGAACGGUAAGCAUUUACAAGCCAUUUGUGGUGGAAGCAGUCCCUCAACAUCUAAUUUCCAGUUUUCCAAGUUAAUAAAGUGGGUAGCAGUCAGUAUUGUCGCUGGAAGCGGUUCUAUCUAUUUAUACAAUGUGUUUGCUCCGGACUGGCGAGAGCUUCAAGAUGAAAAGCACUAUUAUUCUGAUUGGAAGCUCAGAGCUUAUUGCUCUCUCCCACUAAAUGCCUUCUCACGAUUUGCUGGUUACCUAGCUAAUGUCUAUAUACCCGUGUGUUUACGACGGAAGUUGUUUGGUAUGUAUGUUCGAGCUUACGAUUGUCGAAUGGACGAAGCCGAAGUGGAAGAUUUAUCGGCUUAUCCAACGCUAGCAGCCUUUUUUAAUCGUUCACUGAAGCCAAGAUUGAGACCAGUCAGCGACUCAGAUCUAGUUUCUCCAGCUGAUGCAGUUGUUAUUCAUUACGGGAAAGUGAAUGAGGGACGUAUUGAAUUUGUCAAAGGCCAUGAUUACGAUAUUGUUGAUUUUCUUGGACCUAAAGGAUAUGAGCUUUAUCAAAUGGUUCUUUAUCUCGCUCCGGGCAAUUAUCAUGGAUUUCAUGCGCCUGCAAAUUGGUUGGCUACUCAAGAAAUACAUUUCCCAGGAUUGCUCUUGUCUGUGAGACCAACACUUCUAAAACGUCUGCCUCAUGUGUUUUGCAUCAAUGAACGAGUCGUUCUGAAAGGCUCAUGGAAACAUGGUUUUUUUUCAAUGAGCGCAGUUGCGGCUACAAAUGUUGGGGAUAUCUCAAUAGAAGCAGAUCCACUGCUGCAUACUAAUGUUAAACGGAUACGAAAGGAAUUAAAAGAACCGACACAGACAUCUACGGAGUUGGAAUACAAGUAUCGACCGGGAGAUAAGGUAGGGGAAUUUAGACUGGGAUCGACGAUCGUCUUGAUAUUUGAAGCUCCUCCAACUGUUCAUUUUGCAAUCCACGCGGGUGACAAUCUGCGUUAUGGUCAAAGUCUCAUUAUUGGAAGAACAUAG